Cucurbita moschata (crookneck pumpkin) is the source of this 620-nucleotide messenger RNA. Its product is annotated as gibberellin-regulated protein 9. The transcript is spliced from 4 exons. The record is from RefSeq and is a predicted model, not a curated record. The coding region runs from base 48 to 368 and encodes 106 amino acids. NCBI's taxonomy places the organism in Eukaryota, Viridiplantae, Streptophyta, Magnoliopsida, Cucurbitales, Cucurbitaceae.
AUGAAGGCAAGCCAUUGCAGUUUACUACUACAUCAAAAUUUGCAGAAAUGAAGCCACUCAGUGUUCUUUGCACUUUCGUUCUCCUUCUCCUUUUCUUGCAGGGUCUUUCAGAGGCUUUCACUAAUGUGAAUGAAGGGACCAACACGGCAGCUCUCGACAAAAAACAUAUCUAUUCUCCAAAAAUCAAUUGCAAAUAUGCAUGCUCAAGGCGAUGCAUGAAAGUGAGGAGAAAGAAGAUAUGUAUGCGGGCUUGCGGAAGUUGCUGCAGUCGGUGCCACUGCGUCCCGCCCGGCACUUACGGCAACCACCAAGCUUGCCCUUGCUAUGCUCGCCUCAGGACCCAUGGCAAUAGGCUCAAGUGCCCCUAAGUUCCCAUUGUUCUCUUCUUCUACCAUAUUUUCAUUUUAUGUUUGGAGCUGGUUCUAUUUUAUGCUCUUUUCCGUUGAUAUUCAGACAAUUCAAAUACUCAUAAAUGUGGUUAAAAUAUGCAUAUAUCACUGGUGCCUUUUGUUGUGUCGUUAUAAGGGCAGUGAAUUAUGAAUUAUGUCUUUUGUUGUGUUCGUUGGAAGGGUGGUUGAUUAUGUAAUUUGUUUUGUGAUUGAUAAUAUAUGAAGUCUUUA